This is a messenger RNA of Desarmillaria tabescens, 1664 nucleotides long. RefSeq lists its product as uncharacterized. Lineage: Eukaryota; Fungi; Basidiomycota; Agaricomycetes; Agaricales; Physalacriaceae. The record is from RefSeq and is a predicted model, not a curated record. The transcript is spliced from 2 exons. The coding region runs from base 67 to 1569 and encodes 500 amino acids.
AUCUUUUUUUUCCCAAACGGUCACGAUCAAACAGCAGGCAGUAUCGAUCCUGAAGGAAAUAACCGUAUGAAAUGCGGUCUUUGUUUCCCCACUCGUCUUGGGAUAAGUCGAAUACGAACGGUCUACAGUGCACCUAGUCAACUCAAGGUUCUGUCUGAUCCCACCCCCCUACCUUACUCUGAUCUGUCGACUCCUGAAGCGGCACGAGGCCGUAAUGCCACAAUUCGCUCUCUCCUUGCCCAGGGCAACCACGGUACCGCCGAGAAAUUCAUCAAUCGCUUCAUUGUUGCUGCCAGCCGUUUGGAGCAACCACAGCAAAACGCUGUCCUUAAUUCCGCUCGGAGACCAAUUUCCACUCUCAUACAUGCAUAUGUCAGAGCUGGAAUGCCGCAUCAUGCUGCCCACCAUGUAUAUGUAAUGCUGGACAAAAAGAGACCACUGAAGACCAGGACAUUAGUCGCUGUCAUCAACAGUCUAUUAUCAUUGGUUCCUGAUGAGGUUGGAGAGAAGGAUCCGAAACGCCAUUUCUUCGCGAGUUAUGUGCUGUCGCUCCAAUCCCAGCGGGUGACGAAUGCAUCCUUACGCAACGCUAUGGAGCUCUGGAUCAUGGCCGAAAAGGCUCGACUUCCCGCAGCGAAGGUGACCUUUCAGGAUCUCCUGACGACUUUGAUCGCGCAGGAAGAAUGCGUGUCUGCAGGUGCGGUAUUUUCCCGAGUGUCACGGCGGCAUUGGGAAUACAUGGUCAUGAGAGACAUGCAUCAUCAUCCCCGAGACGUUACUAUGACGAAUCAGCGGUUCCCUAUCAACCCUGCCGAAGCACCCGCGUAUCCAGACCCACGAUUAUUUGAGAAUGUCGUAUCUGUUUGCAUGUCAGUCCUUCGACGCACCGAAGCGACUCGUGGGCAGCAACAGAUUCGCCGUUCUGCAGGUCAUGGAUUAAUCUUUCUCGCCAGCCUCCUUCAUCACCGCCAAAUACCUUUCCCAGAAGUCGGACCUCUCAUUUCUGCAUUAUUUUAUUGUAUGCUACUUUCCGACAGUCUAUGGGUUCCAGAGAACCCAUUCGGAGGAGCCUUGCAUUCGUUUCAACGUCAAACACUGAGGCUUGGACAAUAUGCUCAUGGUGUCAUUAAGAGUCUCGCAAGACGACUCCCUAAUCGAAGUCCACCGACUGCUUAUCGAUCACAACGCUACAGCAUCCUUCCAGUCCUCUCAUACGAUUCAUAUCGCGUUCUACUCAUGGGCCUAAUUGAGUCUUUUCACGACCCAGUCCUCACGCUCGAGGUGUGGGAGUCGAUGGUGGAACAGCACCAAGGGACUCAGGACCCAGAAGAGUUUGCAACAAACUUCAUGGCUAGUUUACCAGAGGAGGGGGUUUUUCGAGCGAGGUUCGACAAGAUCGUGCGUCGGUGGCGGAGAUCACGAGGGAGAAAAGUAACGAUUCCUAUAUUCACGCAGGAAGGUGAGACGAAGAUGAAUGAGCUCAUGGAAGCAUUAGGUGAGGCAAUUUCUGGUGGGAAGAUUAAUGCCAGAGAUUCCGAGACGCCUACGAUACCUCCUUCAGAAUCUUAGAUUCUUUACUUGCUCAUGCGCUAUUUUCGAGAUCAACAUAUGAAAGCUAUGUCGGGAUCAUAUAUUGUGUAAUAUAUAUACUUUAGAGUCCAUCU